Messenger RNA from Funneliformis mosseae, 453 nucleotides. Lineage: Eukaryota; Fungi; Glomeromycota; Glomeromycetes; Glomerales; Glomeraceae. The record is from the annotation of a GenBank genome assembly.
AUGGCAGAGGCUUCGCUGAUAACAACUGGACUACAUCAGCAAGGAUUAAAUUUUGCUUCCGCAGAAAAUCUCUUAAUGUUGUACUUGGCAAAUUCCGAAAGUUAUUUCCAAAAUUAUAAUCCAUUAAAUCCUGAUUGUGUUUCAUAUAAAUUCAUUUCUCCUAAAGCUGAUGAUAAAAUUAAAGUGACUGACGAGAUUGAAGUAGUUUGGAAAAGAGACAGCUCGAAAAUAAUUGAAGUACAAGGCCUUGACUUAUAUGAUGAAAAUGGAAACUUUAUUGAUUCAUUAACGAGUCAUAAAAGUAUUUUCGGUGCUGACGAUAAAGCUUCGAUAAAAGUAAAACUUACAAUUCCUUUAGACACUUCACAAACUGGUAAAUUUCUGUUUAAAACUGUGGCCUCGACUGGAGAAGGCCCGACUUGUCCUGAAUUUAUGUAUUAUGCUGAUGAUUAG